CUGUACAGACUGGUCUCUCUCUCUGUACAGACUGGUCUCUCUGUCCAGACUAGUCUCUCUCUCUGUACAGACUGGUCUCACUCUCUGUACAGACUGGUCUGUCUCUCUCUAAAACUGAGCAGUGUCUCCGCAGACUGGUCAAAGACUGGCUCAUCUCUAUAUAGACCGAUCUCUCUGUGUAACACGGAGCAGUAUGUUUAACAUGGACUAAUCUCAAUACUCCACUAGUCUCUCUAAAUCUUACUUGAUUGACCAUUGGUGUCGAACCUAUGUGCUCAUUUGUUUGUGGUCGCAAUUCCUGGGCCAGCCUCUACCGAGGACGAGUCUCAUACUCGGAGCAGAUCGUCCCACGGAUCGCUGUGCAACCUGUGAAGAGUAAGGUGAGCAGGGAAUUUUAGGCCCAAUCCUAACCCUGUGUCGAACCAAGACGCUGCUCCUCCUCGAAGCCGUCUCCAACCAGAACCCAUCUCAAGCUUUCAGACUUUCAUCAACCAGGACCCGUGUCGAACUCGGCACCCAGUUUCCUUUCUGGACUUGCCUCGCGCUUGGAACAUCUUCAACCCGAACCCGUAUCGAGACCCACAGCUCCCCGCAGUGACUUCUCGACCCUCUCUCGAGCUUGGACCUUUCUCAAACUCCCGCAGAAAGCAUCAACCUAGACCAAAUAUCGAACUCAGAUCCCAGUUCCUGCUCAUCAUCGGACCUGUCCCAAGACAGGACCAACCUUCAACACAAAAACCCAGGUGGCACCUGGAAGGUUCUACAAGGAUCAUGGGAAACAUCCGCUUCAACACCAGCACCACCACCACCACAGACAUCUACCGCUGCUGCCGUUUUCUCCUGCUGCUGCUGCUGCUGCUUGGAUCGGUAUCAGCAGGACCAGGUGAGGCGGGGGAGGUUUACCUGCUCACCGCGGCUCCGCGUGACACCGACGCGUUUCAGCGGUUCCUGCGCAGCGCACGGCACUUCAACUACACCGUCAAGGCGCUGGGUGUGGAGUCGGAGGCGAGCGGGCCGCUGGGUGGGGGCCUCGCCCUGCCGCUCGUCAAGGAGGCGCUGCAGGGCGACCUGCGGCACCUGGGGGAUGACUCGGUCGUCGUCGUCAUGAGCAGAGACCAUGACGUGCUGCUGGCGAGCGGGCCGGCGGAGCUGCUGGCGAAGUUCCGGCAGGCUCGCCACCGCCUCGUCUUCGCUGCCGAGUCCUUCGCUUGGCCGGACCAUGGACAGCAGGGCCAGGGCCUGCGGGACCACUACCCAGCCGUUCGCCACGGCAAGCGCUUCCUCAGCCACGGCGGGCUGGUGGGCACGGGCGCGGCCGUGCGGGCGCUGCUCGCUCUGUGGGACGGCGCCGGCGACACCGCCACCGACGAGAGGGACUUCUACACGCGCGUCUACCUCGACCCGGAGCUCAGGGAGCAGCUGAACAUCACUCUGGAUCACCGCUGCCGAAUUUUCCAGAACCUCCACGGCUCGCUCGCCGAGGUCGUGCUCAAGUUCGAGACGGGCCGCGUGCGAGCUCGCAACAUCGAGUACAACAGCCUGCCCGUCGUCGUUUUCGGCAGCGGUCAAACAAAGGCUCAGCUGACGUACCUGGGCAACUACAUCCCGGACGCGUGGUCCUAUGAGAGCGGCUGCCGCGCCUGCCUGGAGGAGGAGCGUGACCUCGCCGCCGGAACGGAGGAUCGUCUGCUGCCGCGCGUGCUCGUGGCGCUGUUCGUGGAGACGCCGGUUCCCUUCUUGCCCGAUGCCCUGCAGCGGAUACUCACGAUGGCCUACCCGGCAUCACGCGUCGCGCUGUUAGUGCACUGCACGGUGAAGCAUCACCAGGCCCAGGUGAGUCGUUUCCUCACAGACCACUGGGCUCAGUUUGAGUCGGCCCGUGUCCUGGACCAGACCUCUGCCCUUAGCCCCUCGGAGGCCAGAGAGAGCGCCGCGGCGGUGUGUCGGGACGACCCUGGCUGCGACUUCUACCUGAGUCUGGAUGCUGGCGUCGCCCUCACGAACCGCCACUCCCUGCGCCUCCUCAUCCAGCAGAACAGGAAGGUGCUAGCCCCCCUCGUGUCCCGCACGGGGAAGCUGUGGUCCAACUUCUGGGGGGCUCGCGGCGAGGACGGCUUCUACGCUCGCUCCGAGGACUACGUGGACAUCGUGGCCAGACACAGAGUGGGCGUGUGGAGCGUUCCGCACGUGAGCACCGUGUACCUACUGCAUGGCUCCGCGCUGCGGGGGGCUCUGGGCGCCCCCCUUUACUCGCAGGGACCGGGGUCCAGCCAGGACCACGAGCUCGCCUUCUCCCACAACCUGCGCAACCGCGGGGUGUUCAUGCACCUGACGAACAGGCAUGAGUUUGGACACCUGCUGUCGCUUAGCAACCAGACCACCACUCACCUGCACAACGACCUGUGGCAGAUGGAGGAGAACCCGCAGGACUGGAAGGAGAGGUAUAUCCACGCGGACUACGACAAAAUAUUUGAAGAGCAGAGCAUCGUCCAGAAGCCGUGUAACGAGGUGUUCUGGUUCCCGCUCUUCUCGGACGCCGCGUGCGACCAAAUAAUCGAGGAGAUGGAGAAUCACGGAGAGUGGUCCGGGGGGAAACACGAGGACAAACGCGUGGGAGGCUACGAGAGCGUGCCCACCGACGAUAUCCACAUGGGGCAGAUCGGCUUCCACGACCAGUGGCUCGCCUUCCUGCGCCGCUUCAUCAAGCCCGUGGUCGAGAAGAUGUACAAGGGCUACGUGACCGAGUCCCUGAGCGUGCUGAGCUUCGUGGUUCGCUAUCGCCCCGAUCGUCAGCCGUUCCUCCGGCCGCACCAUGACGCAUCCACCUACACCAUCAACAUCGCCCUCAACACCGCCGGGGUCGACUACGAGGGUGGCGGGUGCCGGUUUCCCCGGCAGGAGUGCUCCAUCACGGACUCCCGCAAGGGCUGGGCCCUCAUGCACCCGGGCCGGCUCACGCACCUGCACGAGGGGCUGCCCACCACGAACGGCACGCGCUACAUCGCCGUCAGCUUCGUAGACCCCUAGAGAUCCCGCGAUGCUGGGAGGCUCGAGCGGGACGCGCCGGGAGCCAUUCCCCACCGCGCGACCGGGAGCGGCGUCCCGCCCGACGCCACGUCCUCGUAGCGAACGAGUCGUUAAUCCCACCCCUUGGCCCUGCUUGCCCCCUUCCCUACACCCCACCGAGCCAGAUUCAGAUGUCUUCUUCUUCUUGCGAGGGUAGCAGCGCGGCACGGUUUGGUUCCCGCUGGGCUCGGAAAACGGCCAGCGGGGAAAACCACUCCGGAGCACGCGAGGGUUCUGUGCUGGCUCGGCUCGAGUGUGCCAGUGGAAAAAAAAAUAAGAGGCGUAACAAUGAGCUGGCAGCCCCACCCUCAACCAGCCCUGCCCACUUUUACAUCGUCACACCCACUCAGCCACCAGCACCAUCCCCAGCAGGUGGAUUUGCCAAUGGCGCAGCCCACAGCUCAGAGGCCCCACCCACUAACUCAAGUAGCCCCGCCUUUUCCCUCACCAUCACGAGUUGACCAUGAAGCCAUACUAUUUUCUAUCCAGGGACAAAAUUCUGAAUUUUACAAAACUUUAGGACAGACUUUAAAAUUGGGACCUUCAGUCAAGCCAGGGCAUGUUUUUAAUAUAAAAUUAUGGUGACGGUGCACAGGCCCCAAGAUAGCAGGCUGGCAGCAACGUACAGCACUAUUAACGUAGUACUGGAAUGGAUCUAAAAAUAGUUGUACACGUUUCUUGAAUUGAGCAAAGUUGUGAGAACUUGGGAAAGCAGAUGACGGGAGGGAAUGCCAAAGUGACGCAGUGGAACAAACCACGAAGACUCUGGCCCCGAAGCUCAAAACCCGAGGAUAAGAGCCAGAAACGGCUGGCAACUGAAAUCUACGUGCCUCCCGCUCAGCCUUCUUAUAACGCUUGACAUGUGGAUUCUGGCUGCGAGCCAGUUAACCCACCCCCUCGCUUUCCCCAGCUGCUCGUGUCCAGCCGUCGCCUCCGAAUUCUACGAUGUCGUUCCGACUCACCCCUCCGCUUGUCUCCGUCUCCACCCUGGAGUCAACUCCGUCAUAUUUCGCCGUUUGUCGUCGUCGGUUCUCUCGCGACGCGCCCUGCCACCGCUCCCGGCUCCAUCUCCUUCGUCGCUGGGCACGGCCACCGCGUGAUGGCAGACGCGUGCUGCCCCCGCUUCUUGAACGUUACAAAUAAAAGGAUAAGACUU
Messenger RNA from Petromyzon marinus (sea lamprey), 4222 nucleotides. Its product is annotated as procollagen-lysine,2-oxoglutarate 5-dioxygenase 1-like. Gene Ontology annotation, cellular component: endoplasmic reticulum. NCBI's taxonomy places the organism in Eukaryota, Metazoa, Chordata, Hyperoartia, Petromyzontiformes, Petromyzontidae. Gene Ontology annotation, molecular function: L-ascorbic acid binding; iron ion binding; procollagen-lysine 5-dioxygenase activity. Gene Ontology annotation, biological process: peptidyl-lysine hydroxylation. The record is from RefSeq and is a predicted model, not a curated record.